Messenger RNA from Oncorhynchus tshawytscha (Chinook salmon), 2236 nucleotides. RefSeq names its product UDP-N-acetyl-alpha-D-galactosamine:polypeptide N-acetylgalactosaminyltransferase 14 (GalNAc-T14) (gene galnt14). Gene Ontology annotation, cellular component: Golgi apparatus. The transcript has 15 exons. NCBI's taxonomy places the organism in Eukaryota, Metazoa, Chordata, Actinopteri, Salmoniformes, Salmonidae. Bases 260 to 1921 code for a protein of 553 amino acids. The record is from RefSeq and is a predicted model, not a curated record.
UCAAGUGUCGUACCUCGUAGCUCCAGCGAGUCAUAGCGCACAGCCUAGCUAUCAGUUCGGUCAUAGAGAAUCUCGCAACCAGGGCAGUCAUUGUGCACGCGUCUGGGGCAAGCGGGCGUGCAGCGUUCGAAAAGACGAACCGGAGAAUGAGGGUAGAGCGCAAAAGCACGUCUCCAGAACCGACUUUCCUAGAAAUGUGCUUCUCGUAGGUUGCCCCGCCAAUAAAGGGGCGAUAUCUGCUCCAGGAACUCAUAGGAAAAUGAAACGGCUUUCUCGAAAACUGACUUUGGCUCUGGUGGUGCUUUGUUGGACUGCUGCACUACUGUAUUUGAUACUCCUAAGUAGGCAGCAAGUAUCAGACCUGGGCACCAAAGACGCACAGUACAGACAGAUCUCGGAGGCAGAAUGGGACGACCUCCUGGAAGAGUUUGAAGAGAAGAACUACCUCAACGCCAGGCGAUGGAAACCAGGACAGGACCCUUACAAACUGUAUGCCUUCAACCAAAGAGAGAGUGAGAGGAUACCCAGCAACAGAGUUCUCAGAGACACACGACAUUACAGAUGCACCACAUUGCAUUAUAACCCAGAUCUGCCCUCCACCUCCAUCGUCAUCACUUUCCACAACGAGGCCCGCUCCACUCUGCUACGGACCAUCAGGAGUGUGCUGAACAGGACGCCAGUCCACCUGAUUCACGAGAUCAUCCUGGUAGAUGACUACAGUGGGGAUGCAAAUGACUGCCUUCUACUCACCAAGUUGCCCAAAGUAAAGUGUCUUCGGAAUGACAGGAGAGAAGGUCUGAUCCGCUCCAGGGUACGUGGGGCAGAUGCAGCGAAGGCUGGGGUCCUGACCUUCCUGGACAGUCACUGUGAGGUCAACAAGGACUGGCUGCCCCCACUGCUCCGGAGGAUCAAGGAGGACCCGACCUGUGUGGUGAGCCCAGUGAUUGACAUCAUCAACAUGGAUACCUUCGCCUACGUAGCAGCCUCCUCUGACCUCCGUGGAGGCUUCGACUGGAGUCUACAUUUCAAGUGGGAGCAGUUGUCUGCUGAGCAGAAAGCCAGGAGAGCUGACCCCACCGAACCCAUUAAGACUCCCAUCAUUGCCGGAGGGCUGUUUGUGAUUGACAAGUCGUGGUUCAACCACCUGGGGAAGUAUGACACAGCCAUGGACAUCUGGGGCGGGGAGAACUUUGAGAUCUCGUUCCGGGUGUGGAUGUGUGGAGGGAGCCUAGAGAUUAUCCCCUGCAGCAGGGUCGGCCACGUCUUCCGCAAGAAACACCCCUACAUCUUCCCUGAGGGCAACGCCAACACCUACAUCAAGAACACCAGACGGACGGCGGAGGUGUGGAUGGAUGAGUUCAAGCUCUUCUACUACUCUGCUCGCCCUGCAGCACGGGGCAAGUCCUACGGAGACAUUCAUAGCAGGGAAGAGCUCCGUAAGAGUCUGAAGUGCAAAUCCUUCAAGUGGUAUCUGGACAACGUCUACCCAGAGCUCAAAGUGCCAGAUGAUUCGGACUCUAAGUCAGGGGUGAUUCGUCAAAGACAGAAUUGUCUGGAGUCCCGUAGGGUGGAGGGACAGAACCUCUCCUCUCUCACACUAGCACCCUGCAUCGGAACAAAAGCUGUGCCAGCACUCAACCAGGAGUGGAUUUACACCCACGGGCAGCAGAUCCGUCAGCAGCAGCACUGCCUCUCUCUCUCCACCACCUUCCCUGCCUCCCAGGUCAUGCUCAUGCCCUGCAACAUCAGCGACGGGAAACAACGAUGGCAGAAGUCAGGCACCCACCUGGAGCACCUGGUCUCCCACUUCUGCCUGGACAGUGAGAUGGCCCUGGAAGGCAUCGAGAGCAGCAAGAUGCUGGUGAUCAGCCCCUGUGAACUGACAGCCUACACCCAGAGAUGGGAGAUGCCCUUCUCAUGAUCCAUCCACAACACAAGCCUUCCUGUAGAGGAGGACUACACUACGAGCACUCACGACCUACUGCAGUACUUACUGUAGCCAAGAGCUUUUAGAAAGAGAUGGAGGAGGUUGGACACUGGCGUAAAGGGUAUUUUUGGUCACUGAGAUUAGUCUUUAUAAGAUGGCAUGGACUUGGACUGACGUCAGCACAUGCAAUUGUUCAACAAGACACUCAGCAGCAGUGGUGGAAAAUGUACUCAAUUGUCAUACUUCAGUAAAAGUAAAGAAGAAAGAGAAAAUGACUCAAAUAAAAGUGAAAGUCACCCAGUAAAAUAC